Gekko japonicus is the source of this 2005-nucleotide messenger RNA. RefSeq names its product protoporphyrinogen oxidase (gene PPOX). The record is from RefSeq and is a predicted model, not a curated record. Gene Ontology annotation, molecular function: protoporphyrinogen oxidase activity, oxygen as acceptor. Gene Ontology annotation, biological process: heme biosynthetic process. Lineage: Eukaryota; Metazoa; Chordata; Lepidosauria; Squamata; Gekkonidae. Gene Ontology annotation, cellular component: mitochondrial inner membrane. The coding region runs from base 187 to 1617 and encodes 476 amino acids. The transcript is spliced from 13 exons.
CGGAGGCGCUGCUGCCGAGUGCGGGAACCCAAGUUCAGGGGGACGGCGCGUUACGAUGCGUGCAUCGGAUCGGUUUACGUGUGAAUGCAGCCAUAAGCGGCGAUCGAGGCGAUAUUAAUAUUUGGUUCCCCGGUUAAUAUUUGCCAGAUUGUGCUGUAAGCUUCCUUCUUACUCUCUAGGCUCCCGAUGCAGCGGACGGUGGCUGUCCUUGGUGGCGGGGUGAGCGGCCUGGCUGCCUGCUACUACCUGGCCAGAAGCCACCAGGCACCCAAGGUCAUUCUCCUGGAAGGAAGCAGCCGUCUCGGAGGCUGGAUCCAUUCCACGCGUACAGAGGAUGGGGCAGUUUUUGAGCAUGGGCCCAGAGGGAUCCGUCCUGCUGGAGCUGUGGGGAAAAACACCCUACUUAUGGUCUCUGAACUUGGCCUCGAAGCAGAUGUCCUUCCCGUCCGUGGGGACCACCCGGCCUCCAAGAACCGGUACCUCUAUGUCGGUGGGUCCCUGCACAGACUCCCCUCUGGGAUUAGUGGCCUUCUCCGGACGGUCCCACCUUUUACUCGCCCCCUGGUUUGGAGUGGGCUGAAAGACCUGAUGGCCCCCCGUGGCUCUGAGGCGGAUGAGAGCAUUCACGCCUUCGUGGGGCGCCGCUUUGGCCAGCAGCUGGCCGACAUCGUCAUUGACUGCCUCUGCCGGGGGGUGUUUGCCGGGGACUGCCGGGUGCUGAGCAUACGCUCCUGUUUCCCAGUGUUGUUCCAGGCGGAGCGGACGCACCGUUCAGUCAUCUUAGGCAUGGCUCUCGGUGGAGGAAAAAGCCUCCCGGUGGAGUCUCCACUGAUUGGCCGGGCCCAGAAGGAGCGCUGGAGCCAGUGGUCGCUGCGCAGUGGGAUGGAGGCCCUGCCCGAAGGCUUGGCGGACUUCUCGAAGCGUCGUGGGGUGGAGAUCCACCGAGAUGCCUCCGUGAAGCGGUUAGAGACAACAGCGGCUGGCGGCUGGCAGAUAGCCCUGGAGGAUGGUGUGGUGGAGGCCGAUCACGUGAUCAGCGCAUUGCCUGCCAAAGCUCUCGCCGCGUUGCUCCCAAGCUGGGCUGAGCCGCUGAGCCAAGAGCUGUGCGCCAUCCCGGCGGUGUCUGUGGGGGUCGUGAACCUUCAGUACAAAGGUGUGGAGCUUCCCGUCACGGGCUUUGGACACCUGGUGCCCUCCUUUGAAGACAGCACCCUCCUGGGCAUCGUUUACGAUUCUGUUGCCUUCCCUGAACAGGACGGCUCCGGUGGACCUGCCAUUCGACUUACAGUGAUGCUGGGGGGUGCGUGGUUCACACCCGGCCUGGGGGACCCAGACACCAUCUCUGAUGCUACCCUGGUGAGAAGAGCACAGGCGGCCGUGAAGAAACAGCUGGGGUUGUCCGCUGAGCCAUCUCACACGAUUGUCAAGGUGCACAAGGCGUGCAUUCCGCAGUAUACCCUUGGUCACUGGAAACACAUAGAGGCCAUCACUGCUUACCUAGACAAGAAGAAGCUGCCCCUCAGCCUAGUUGGGGCCUCUUACGAGGGAGUGUCUGUCAACGACUGUAUCUUCAGUGCCCGGAAGGCCGUGGCCAAACUUCUCGGCGAACCAUCCUGAGAGGCGGGGAAUCCUCUUUUCCUCAGCUUUGGGACUCCUGUGCCAAAUCUCGUUCAGCUGCCACCAGGUUGGCUGCUGUGAGACAAACUUCCCAGUACAGGGAAAUUGAGGAUUUCUGUCAUCGGACUUGGGAGGCUCAUAUUUCAAAAGAACUGUUCAGAGGUGAACAUUUUGGGUCCGAAUGCUGCUUCUCCCUCUUCCUUGCAACAGAAGUGUACUUAAGGCAGAGAGAGGAACAUGGUCUCCACCACCCCGAAAACCCACAGCAGACCUGGCCUCCUUGUUGUACGUCUCUGUCCCAUAAUUAAAAUUCUAUUCUGUUCAAUGGAGAGGAGUCCAGAUCUGGACUUUGUCAGAAUUUUGCAUGGGCGCCAUUUUAUUUUAUUUU